GCAAUGUCCACCUCCACCAAGACCAGCAAGCCCAAGGGCAAGACGCAGCGUAGCGCCAUUGCCGACGUCGUAGCACGCGAGUACACGAUCCACCUACACAAGCGGGUACGUUUAGUUUGGUGAAGUCCAGAAAUGGCGAACGCGGCACCAUGUGCUCGUUGGCAUUGGGCGGAAGACUGAACGGUAUCAUACAGGUUCACGGCGUAAGCUUCAAGAAAAGAGCGCCUCGUGCGAUCAAAGAGAUCCGGGAGUUUGCUACUCAAGCUAUGGGUACCAAGGACGUCCGCCUUGACCCCCUGCUCAACAAGAAGGUGUGGGAAUCCGGUGUCAAGGGUGUCCCUUUCAGACUGCGCGUGCGCAUCUCGCGGAAGCGUAACGACGAGGAGGGUGCCAAGGAGAAGCUCUACAGUUACGUCCAAGCCGUGAACGUCAAGAACCCCAAGGGCCUACACACCGUCGUCGUCGAGGAUUCGUAGAGGAACUACGCUCGAGGAAGAAUGCUAAAGACAUAUCUUGACUGG
Pseudovirgaria hyperparasitica is the source of this 521-nucleotide messenger RNA. RefSeq names its product 60S ribosomal protein L31. Gene Ontology annotation, molecular function: structural constituent of ribosome. Lineage: Eukaryota; Fungi; Ascomycota; Dothideomycetes; Acrospermales; Acrospermaceae. Bases 267 to 476 code for a protein of 69 amino acids. The record is from RefSeq and is a predicted model, not a curated record. The transcript has 2 exons. Gene Ontology annotation, cellular component: ribosome; cytosolic large ribosomal subunit. Gene Ontology annotation, biological process: cytoplasmic translation.